This is a messenger RNA of Panicum hallii, 1933 nucleotides long. RefSeq names its product dof zinc finger protein DOF2.2-like. NCBI's taxonomy places the organism in Eukaryota, Viridiplantae, Streptophyta, Magnoliopsida, Poales, Poaceae. Bases 579 to 1595 code for a protein of 338 amino acids. The record is from RefSeq and is a predicted model, not a curated record. The transcript has 2 exons. Gene Ontology annotation, molecular function: DNA binding; DNA-binding transcription factor activity. Gene Ontology annotation, biological process: regulation of DNA-templated transcription.
CUCGUUUCCAGUUUCCUUGCGCCCGAUCCCAUUCCAUUGCGUGCUGGAGCCCUCCUCGCUUUCGCUGGUGGCGCCGUCCAUGUCUCCUCCUCCUGCACACUGAUUGAUCGAGCCCGGCCUCCUCAGUUCCCUCUUCCUCUCUCUCUCUCUCUCUCCUACUGUUAGCUACCUAGCUAGGGUUUGCCCAUUGCCCUUCUCCUUUUUUGAGCCAUCACCUUUUACUCUCUCUCUCUCUCUCUCUCUCUCUCUCUCUCGUGACCCAUGACACAUCCUUCCCCACUAGCGCUCUAGCCAUCCUCAUCAGCACCCUCUCAUCCUCUCUCUGUCUCUCUGGUCUCUACCUCUGUCUCUCUUAGCUUGCAUACUGUUCCUGCUCGAUCGUUCUCUCUUAGCAGCUAAGGAAGGCCACAUAAAUUAUAAAAGGAACCACUUUGAGGGCAGGCCUAAGGAAAGUUGCGGUUUCCCUUCUUCUUCUUCUUCUUCGUUCUGAGCCUUCUCCCUCAAAGAGUCACGGUCACUGUGAAAGGAAGAGGGCAAGAGGUUCUUCUUCUUCGCUCUCGAAGUCUCGAUCGAUCAUCAUGGUGUUCUCCUCGCUGCCGAUCUUCCUAGACCCUCCCAAUUGGGGUCAGAUGCAGAUGCAGCAGCAGCAGCCACCACUCCAGUGUCUCCUCGGCGGCGGCGGCGGGAGCGACCACCACCACCUGAUGCCUCCGCCGUCCGGCCUGGCGCCGCUGCCGGGCGGCCCCGCUGACACGGCGGCGAGCGCUCCGGCGGGCGGCAACUCGUCCACCUCGAUGCAGACUGCUGCGGGGGUGGCGGCGGCGGGGGCGCAGCCGCGGCCGGUCGUGUCGAUGGCGGAGCGCGCCCGGCUGGCGCGCGUGCCGCUCCCGGAGCCCGGCACGCUGCGGUGCCCGCGCUGCGACUCCACCAACACCAAGUUCUGCUACUUCAACAACUACUCGCUCUCGCAGCCGCGCCACUUCUGCAAGGCGUGCCGCCGCUACUGGACCCGCGGCGGCGCGCUCCGCAACGUGCCCGUCGGCGGCGGCUGCCGCCGCAACACCAAGCGCUCCAGCAAGAAGUCGUCCCGCGGCGGCCAGGGCGGCGGCGCGGGCGCCACCGCGGCCACGUCCUCCUCAUCCACCACCUCCACCACGGCCACCUCCACCACGACCACGAGCGCCGCCAUGGCGGCGGCCGAGGCCAUCGCCAGCAUGCAGGCGCAGCUGCCCCACCUCGGUCUCCCGCCCGCCGCGGCCGCCGCCGCCCUGGAGGCGUCGCUGGAGGGCUACCACCACUACCUGCCGCUCCAGAUGCAGCCGCAGUUCCUACAGCAAGCUGGCCUGCACGGGUACCAUUUCGCCGACGACGGCAGCGGCGUCCUCGCCGACGGGUUCCCGAGGGGAGUCGUCGCCUCGGGGCUGCUCGCGCAGCUCGCCGCGGUGAAGAUGGAGGAGCACAGCAGCGGGGGUGGCGGAGGUGCCGUCGCGGCGCAUGAGCAGUCGUACUGGCCCGGCAGCACCGGCGGCGGUAGCGGGUGGCCGGCAGAGUUCCUGUCAGGGUUCAGCUCGUCGUCUUCGGGGAAUGUGUUGUGAGUUGCAUGUGGCCGUCCAGCUUGGGAUGCAUGGGGGCCAUGCAUGGAUUCUACUGAAGCUGGACAAGCUCACCCUUAAAUUAGUUCUAGGGUUUAUGUGGUUUGGAAACUUGAUCAGAGUUGUGUUCUUCACCGAUUAGGAUGGUGAUCAUCGAUCAUGAGUUGGGGUUUUACAUGUUUUUUUUCUCAUUUUAAGAGUUUCAAGCUGGUUAAUGUCGUGUAGUUGGUAGUGUUGCAUGUAGUGGGAGGUGCAUGUGUUAACUCAUGGAGGUGAUAUGUGUCAAGUUACUUAACUAUACUAUGUUUAAUUACAAUGGGAAGUUGGUCAUGGUUGUACUA